Daldinia decipiens is the source of this 1418-nucleotide messenger RNA. RefSeq lists its product as uncharacterized. Lineage: Eukaryota; Fungi; Ascomycota; Sordariomycetes; Xylariales; Hypoxylaceae. The transcript is spliced from 2 exons. The coding region runs from base 508 to 1317 and encodes 269 amino acids. The record is from RefSeq and is a predicted model, not a curated record.
CUCUUCGAAGGCUAGACUGCUAUAUUGGAAACCCUUGGUCCUCGACGGAAUACCAUUAAAUUUGAACAGUACCUGUUAUGGUGAUAUUAAACUUCCCUCAUGGAAUGCCUAGACGAGUCGUAGAGUGAUAUAAAUCUCUCGAGUCACAUGAUCGGUAUUGUUGACUUUAUCCGGCUCUUUCAUGAAAUGCACAUGAUAUUUCUAUUCAUCACCGACAGAUGUUCCCAUAUACCGGUUAAUAUGACAAGGUCAUCCUUAUUGCCUUGCUUACAUCUCGCAAUUACCCGCCUACAGGCUACUAUAUGCCGAAAUGCAUUGCGUGCUCAGCGCCCGCAAAUGCACGUUCAUUGCAGCUAUGGAAAAUAAGACGCCCUAUUAUCUUCUACGAGCUAGAUUCUCGCAUGCCUAUACAUAUAAUACUGCCCACAGUCAUAUCAUACCCAGGUAUAGAACUUAGCUCCCGUGCUUGAAAUAAACCAUACUUGCUGAGAACCACGCAAGACCACAAUGAAGAGGGCAUCACUCCUAUCCUCUCUGGCUGCGGCCAGCUUCGCUCACGGGCAGUCCGCGCCUGCAACUAUCCCGACUAUCCUUGGUAUCCGUGGAGCCAACUCAGCAGGCUGCUUCUCGGCUACGAGUAUGAGCAUCUCACUAAAAACCGACAGUUUGAAAUUCGACUUUGCGGAUAUGAGGGCCAGCGUUACCCCAGCUACCCCGUACGAUUCGGAGGCCGCGAUAUGUGUAAUGUCCAUCGAACUAGGUGCUUUUCCGCAAGGAUGGCGCUUCGCCUUCUCGGACGUCUCGUAUGCAGGAUACGCAAACCUCGCGGGGGGUGCACGGGUUCGGAGCUUCGCAGCCAACUCGUACUUCCAGUGGGAGCAUAUCAAGAACAAUGAUGCAAUUGAUCAGCCCACUAUCAAAAACUCAUCCGGUUCUUAUUUGUUGGACGUCCCGGAGAAGAUCGUAGACUUCGGCGCUGCAGGCGCUUACAACAAUAACUUCAAAGUCGACAUCCGGAACGACAAGUUAGCUUGGUCUCCCUGCUUCACCGGCCAAGAGUACACAUUCGACGAUAACAUGCAGGUCCAAUUUCAGUUCCAAGCCUAUCUAACCAAGGAAGGUCACUCGAAAACCGGAAGUGGCGUUUUUGGUCGUCCUAUUGGCUCUGCUCUAACGGCAGACUUCAAAGUUGUUUGGGAGCAAUGCGAUCCGGCGCAGAGGAACUCCUGGGGCCAAUUCAGAAUGGGUGACUACGAGUCUUGCGAGCGUAUUAGUCCGGCCGAUAGCUCGGAUGGGCAGCCCACCGUAAGGUGGUGAUGAGCUACGGAAGUUCACCCCCUUUUGUAUCAGUCACAAUCACGAUGCCCCUUUAUAGGCGGAUGUAAUAUGAGACCAACAGAACAUCAAUAAAGUGCUGA